UGAAAACAUACAGGACACUUUGAGUAACUAAUUACAGCAUUGUGUCUACAAUCAAAACCUUGUAAUUAAUUAUCUCUCUAAAGAUGAGCAACUCAAAUUAUACCACACUGACCAAUGAAAAUCUUAGAAUUUAAACUUGAGUUACUAAAAUUUAGAAAGUGACCAAUGAAAAUUUGUAACUCUGUCUUGUGCCAUCUCCUACUCGAACAAAAAGCCCUGACACCUGAGCUUUGGCCAUGACACUUUUCGUGCAAAGUUCAAAUCUUCUGACCUUGAGUUAAUCAAUUUGGCUGAGAUUGGAGAUUGUUCUACAAUGGAAACGCAUUACACAACUUAUCACUACAUUGAUGACAUUGAGUCUGAAGCUGAGAGAAGUAUGUCAACUUUUGGUCAGCCUCCAGUGAUUGACCUUUCAGAGGUCAUCGCCACCACAAUCCUUAGUGACAAUUCCAAGGACUCUUCCUAUAGUGAUGACCUUGCCAACCUGACUGAUGUAUUUGACCCUUCCAAGGAAAGCACAGACUUUGAUGAUUCCGGUGUGUCUCAGGACCAUGUUGUGUUGUGUGGUGAAAACUUCCGUGUUCGUCAUCGCAGUGCUUUGUCAAGCUGUGAAGUUCUGGAAUUGGAUGAGGACACUGACACUCCUGUGGUUACCAGUAAGAGCCAGCCUUUGAAGACAUCCACCCCUGCCAUUGUUCACACACAGACAGUGCUCCCAGCCACUCCUUACAGAAACAACAGUUUUGUGGGAGAUUCUCGAUUCAAUGACUCACUCAACAAUCUUCUUGGAUCCCCCGACAGUUCUCUUCACAACAACCCCUUCUUCAAUGACCUUCAAGCUGCCUUAGCUGAUGAAUGCACUUCUACUGAACCUGGCAAAGACUUUCUUCCACAAUCACUCUUUGAUGCCUUGACAACACAACCCAACAGUGAUGUGUUCACCAGGGAACAGAUGCUUCAGGACCGCUUCAACAAACUCUUAUCUUCUUUCCCUGAUGAUGUGCGGAAACUUUCAGAGUUCUACCAUCACCAAGCAUCAGAGGUGGAGACAGAGCGAUUUUGUGCACUCCAGCAGAAAGACCUGUCAUCAGAUGUGAAAUAUACCAUGAACUGCCAUUACGACUCUCAGCUUCAUCAGAUCAUGGACCGUGUUGAACAGAGCCUGCUCCUACUUGAGAAAACCCAACAGAUGAACUACACUUCUAGAGCCAUCAAACCCCGACCUCUCCUCUCCAAGAAAGCUGUUCAACUGAUGGAGAACUGGUAUGACAAUCACCUAGAACAUCCUUACCCUAACACUGAUGCCAUUGAGCAACUAUCCACUGCGGGGGGCAUCACAGCCGAGCAAGUGAAGAAGUGGUUUGCCAACAAGCGUAAUCGCUCCAAUAACACCCGUACUCUCACUGAAAUCGCCAAGAAGAAGCGACAACUUGCCUUGAAGAACAUGGACUGUUUUUAA
Molecule: messenger RNA, 1459 nt
Organism: Saccostrea echinata
Lineage: Eukaryota; Metazoa; Mollusca; Bivalvia; Ostreida; Ostreidae
Exons: 1
Coding region: 314-1459 (381 amino acids)
Biological process (GO): regulation of DNA-templated transcription
Molecular function (GO): DNA binding
Source: RefSeq, a predicted model, not a curated record